Messenger RNA from Paralichthys olivaceus (Japanese flounder), 550 nucleotides. The record is from RefSeq and is a predicted model, not a curated record. Lineage: Eukaryota; Metazoa; Chordata; Actinopteri; Pleuronectiformes; Paralichthyidae.
GUGACCUUCACCUCUCUUAACGUCCUGCUUCACACUGAGGCUCUGCUCUCUGCCAUCGACUUCCUGUCCUCUGCCCUGAUGUCGGACGGCAUGACAUCCUCCGACAAAGACGUCAAACCAAAGACAGACGAAAAGACACCGUCCGCUAAGUCCACCGCCACGAUGUCACCUGCAGACAGUGAUGUCAUCAACCUGAAGGUGAUGAUGUCACUGGGAGCCUUCAACGUGCUAGUGUGUGACCAGAGUUGCAACAUGGCCGACAUCAAGAUCCAGGGUGUUAACGGAUCUUUAUUGAAACAAGGAGCACAGACGUUUAUUUCAGCUCGACUCCGAGACGUUGUCGUCCUCAAUGUCGAUUCUCAAACCAUCCACACCAAGGCCGUCUCCAUAGUGGGUGACGAAGUCUUCAGCUUCUCCAUGAGUCUGACUCCGAACGCCACAGAGGGUGCCGGUUACGCCGAUACGACUCAAACUGACGGCACGGUAAAGCUGAACGUCGGCUGCAUCCAGGUGGUUUAUCUGCAAAAGUUCUUCAUGUCUCUGCUGGUGA